AUGACAAACGCCAUGGGACGAACCAAAUUAAAGAAAGACCCGGGAGUUCCCCGUCUACCUGACCUCAAAGCCAAAAAUGCAGCUAAACAGCUUCUCAAUGGUCCAAAGCCACCGCCGCAACGACCAGACGAUGACUCAAUAAUGGCCUCGGAACCGACAUUAUCAUCACUAGCACGUCUUGCAUCGGAAACAGCAGACAGUAUACAAGAUCCGUCGUCAUCGACAAGCGGUGGAAAGACAAAGGAACAGAUGCACAAGCAUUACGUCCGUACAUUGCACAAGGUCAUCGACGAGAGCGACAUAGUCAUUCUCGUGUUGGACGCACGCGACCCAGAGGGAUGCAGGAGCCGAUUAGUGGAGGAGGAAGUACGGAGGCGCGAGAGCGAGGGUAAGAAGUUGGUCUUUGUUCUCAACAAAGUGGAUCUUAUUCCGAAAGAUAAUGCCCAACUUUGGCUUAAACAUCUACGGCAUUCUACACCCACGCUUCCUUUUCUGUCUCCCAGCUCGGCUCAGCAUCAACGGACGAAUAUAUCUUCUGGGACCGCACCUGCAUUAAUAAGACUCCUGAAGGCCUACAAGCCAAAAGCGAGCAGUGUUACCAUCGGUGUUGUGGGCUACCCUAAUGUCGGGAAGAGUAGUUUGAUCAACAGCUUAAAACGAAGCAAGGCAUGCGCCGUGGCCGCUCAACCGGGUCAUACAAAGGAGCUCCAGUCAGUGCAGCUAGAGCGUGGCAUGCGCAUUGUUGACUCUCCCGGGGUUGUGUUUGACGAAGAUGAUCUGAUAGACAAAGGGCAGAAGAAAGGAAGCGUACUCCUUAGGAAUGUUGUCAAAGUGGAGGAUGUCGACGAUCCUGUCGCCGUUGUGGAAGAAAUCCUUUCGAGAACUCCAAAGGAAACUAUACAGAGGAUAUACGAUCUACCGGAAUUUUCUCAGACUCUGGAAUUUUUAACCAUGCUAGCGCUCAAGAGCGGAAGGCUAUUCAAGGGCGGUACACCAGAUCUUCUCGCUGCAGCUCGUCAAGUUUUAACCGACUGGAACCAUCAAAAGAUCCCGUACUUUACCAUUCCUCCCACAAUCCACCCCUCUUCAAUACCAUCCACCAUUAAUGCAACAACUAUCGCACCCGGCGCCGAAAACGUUGGACAGGCACAGAUUGUGAAUGCAUUCUCCAAACCCUUUGAGCUCGAAGGUCUGUUCGGCGCGGCCGACGCGGGUGCUUUUGGGGGUGAUGUGAAUAUGGACCAAGACGAUGACGCAGAAGAGAUGUUCUGGGAUGCUAACGAGUCAUUCGAUAUGCAGACAGACGAAACGCCAGAAAGCCGGAGGCAAUCACUCAAGCGACCGCGAUCCCCGUCUCCUCAGCCCCCAACGCCUAACGCAAUGCUUACGGACUCGGAGCGUGAUAAGAACAUACGCCAGCCGAAGCGGCAGCGCAAAUCCAAGUUGGUUCCGUCGUAUGACGACCCCCCGGAUCAGCAUGUGUUGCAGAGGAUGGGGAAGAGCAAUCCCCUGAACAGGAAGGUUCUCAAACGGGAAAGGAAGAGGGAGCGUAAGCUACAACGAAUGAAAGACAGAGCAACUGCCGCUGAACGGGGAGGGGGCAUGGAGAUAGACGGUGAGGACCUCCAGUUUACGUUCAUGGCGUGA
Desarmillaria tabescens is the source of this 1647-nucleotide messenger RNA. Its product is annotated as P-loop containing nucleoside triphosphate hydrolase protein. The record is from RefSeq and is a predicted model, not a curated record. The transcript has 8 exons. Bases 1 to 1647 code for a protein of 548 amino acids. Gene Ontology annotation, molecular function: GTP binding. NCBI's taxonomy places the organism in Eukaryota, Fungi, Basidiomycota, Agaricomycetes, Agaricales, Physalacriaceae. Gene Ontology annotation, cellular component: nucleolus.